UUAUACCCUCUCAGAUCGACCUUGGCCAGAGUCUUCACCAUGCCAAACUGGGGCGGAGGUGCAAAAUGCGGAGCCUGUGAAAAGACGGUUUACCACGCAGAGGAAAUCCAGUGCAAUGGGAGGAGCUUCCACAAGGCCUGUUUCCACUGCAUGGCCUGCAGGAAGGCUCUGGACAGCACCACAGUGGCAGCUCAUGAGUCAGAGAUCUACUGUAAGGUCUGCUAUGGGCGCAGGUAUGGCCCCAAGGGGAUCGGGUUUGGACAAGGAGCUGGCUGCCUUAGUACGGACACAGGCGAGCACCUCGGCCUGCAGUUCCAACAAUCCCCAAAGCCAGCACGCGCAGCCACCACGAGCAACCCUUCCAAGUUCUCCACGAAGUUUGGAGAAUCGGAGAAGUGUCCACGGUGCGGGAAGUCGGUAUACGCUGCCGAGAAGGUCAUGGGUGGUGGCAAGCCUUGGCACAAGACUUGCUUCCGCUGCGCCAUCUGUGGGAAGAGUCUGGAGUCCACAAAUGUCACGGACAAGGAUGGGGAGCUUUACUGCAAAGUUUGCUACGCCAAAAACUUUGGCCCCACCGGCAUUGGGUUUGGUGGCCUUACACAGCAAGUGGAAAAGAAGGAGUGAACGAGUGUGCAUUCUC
Messenger RNA from Phodopus roborovskii (desert hamster), 640 nucleotides. It is a transcript of the gene Csrp3, whose product is annotated as cysteine and glycine rich protein 3. Gene Ontology annotation, biological process: muscle tissue development; cardiac muscle contraction; sarcomere organization. The transcript has 5 exons. Gene Ontology annotation, molecular function: actinin binding; structural constituent of muscle. NCBI's taxonomy places the organism in Eukaryota, Metazoa, Chordata, Mammalia, Rodentia, Cricetidae. The record is from RefSeq and is a predicted model, not a curated record. Gene Ontology annotation, cellular component: Z disc; nucleus; cytoplasm. Bases 40 to 624 code for a protein of 194 amino acids.